Molecule: messenger RNA, 717 nt
Organism: Enterobius vermicularis (human pinworm)
Lineage: Eukaryota; Metazoa; Nematoda; Chromadorea; Rhabditida; Oxyuridae
Source: the annotation of a GenBank genome assembly
AUGAGGAAGGGUUGGAGAGAUGGAGCUUUUCUGGAAAAGCAUAAACCAUUUGUACGACAAGGAGUACUUGAAGAAAAACGGGGUGGACGGGGAAGAAUGUAUGCAUUUUCUGAAAGAAAUAUGAGAGACACUUUUGAUAAUCCGGAACAGAGACUAAUCAUAGUUGAGAAACAUGAACCAGCAUACCACGUUGAGACAAAAGUAGCUGCUCCAGUAUACAUUCUACCUAAACAUGGCCCGGUGUAUUCACAACGUUCACAGCCAGUUCCUGCAGCACCUCGUUUGGUCCUUAAACCUCAGAAAGUUGUCGUGAAACCAACACCAGUAUUCGUCAAACCAGCACCAGUGGUUGUUCGACCCUCUCCAGUCUACGUUAAACCACCAAAGCUAGUCGUCAAGCCUACACCAGUUUAUGUACGACCACCACCAGUUUAUGUAAAACCAGCUGCAACAUACGUGAAACCAAGCGCCGUGGUGGUGAAACCUAAUCCGGUUGUUGUAAAUCAGGCUCCAGUAGAUGUCCGACCUCAACCAGUAUUUGUUCAACCACCACCUGUUGAUGUCAGACCCGGAACAACCUAUGUUAGACCUGCGCCAGUAUACGUGAAACCUAGUCCAGUCAACGUCAACUUCAGAACUUCUGUUGUAAAGCCAUGGCGACGCUAUAGUGAACGUCAUUUCUCGCCUUAUUCUGAAAGGGCCGCAAUAUACAGCUAA